CCUGUGCGGGCCGCGGCGCGGGGCCGACUGGGCUGCGGGGAUGCGGGGCACCAGCUGCGUGGGCGGUGGUGGCGAAAGCCCGGGUGGCGCUGGGCUGAGUGAGGGCCCGCGGGGACGCUGGCUGCGUCUGGCCCCGGUUUGCGCCUACUUUCUCUGCGUCUCGCUGGCCGCCGUCCUGCUAGCCGUGUACUACGGUCUCAUCUGGGUGCCCACGCGGUCCCCCGCGGCGCCCGCCGGCCCACAGCCCAGCGUGCCGUCCCCUCCGUGUGCCAACCGCCCGGGCGCGCCGCCUGUCCCUGCGCCCGCCGCUGCCUCCGUCUCCUGCCUCCUGGGAGUCCCCGGCGGCCCGCGACCCCAACUCCAGCUGCAGCUGAGCCGCCGCCGCCGCCGCUACAGCAACCCUGGCCGCCGCCCGAGCCGCCAGACACCCGGAGAGACGCCGGAGGCCGCGGAGGGGCGAGGACCCGGGUAACCAUCCCUUCCACCCCAACCAGGAUCGCCAGUCCUCGAGAGCUCUGUGCUCCAUACCGCGGAUGCGCCGGGGAUCCUUCCUAAUGACAUCGCCCAGCGUCUCCGGAGUCGUCAUCCUGAGGAAUGGGGACCCAGGGGGUGCCGGCUCGGGGCCUUGCUUCUUGCAGCUCCUCUGUGGUCAGGCUGGAUCCUCCACCAUCAGGAAGACCCCAUCCUGACCUUUGUCACCUGCCCCUCCCACUGUGGGAUGCUGAGCACAGAACCCACAGCCCAUCUGCCUCCUCACCUCCCUGAAUCCGUGUCCAUCUGCAAUAAACCACAGUCCCGGCUGCCUCGUGCUGUGUC
Cebus imitator (Panamanian white-faced capuchin) is the source of this 816-nucleotide messenger RNA. It is a transcript of the gene INAFM1, whose product is annotated as InaF motif containing 1. The transcript has a single exon. Lineage: Eukaryota; Metazoa; Chordata; Mammalia; Primates; Cebidae. The coding region runs from base 41 to 472 and encodes 143 amino acids. The record is from RefSeq and is a predicted model, not a curated record.